AAAAGCAGCAUUUAUUUGACGUAUAAAUGCAGACUGGUUGAAGCUAGUUUGAACCAAAAAAGUCAAGCUUCGGAGAAGUCGCCAUGUACCUGGGGAUCAGAAAGGGGAAAUUAAAGACGGUAAGCCCCGCUCCCUCAGAUUCACUUGGAAUAUGAGAACCACCAGCUCCAUGGAGCCCUGCGACAUCAUGAGGGAGAUCCGCAAGGUGCUCGACGCCAACAACUGCGACUACGAACAGCAAGAGAGUUUCCUGCUCCUCUGCGUCCAUGGCGACGGGCGGGCCGAGAACCUGGUCCAGUGGGAGAUGGAGGUCUGCAGGCUCCCCCGUCUCUCCCUGAACGGCGUCCGCUUCCAAAGGAUAUCCGGGUCGUCCAUCGCUUUCAAGAACAUUGCUUCCAAAAUAGCCAACGACUUAAAUCUAUGAACAAAAGGACUUAAAAGAUAAGUAAAAAAAAAA
This is a messenger RNA of Xiphophorus maculatus (southern platyfish), 457 nucleotides long. RefSeq names its product MAP/microtubule affinity-regulating kinase 3-like. The transcript is spliced from 2 exons. The coding region runs from base 152 to 424 and encodes 90 amino acids. The record is from RefSeq and is a predicted model, not a curated record. Lineage: Eukaryota; Metazoa; Chordata; Actinopteri; Cyprinodontiformes; Poeciliidae.